Molecule: messenger RNA, 1077 nt
Organism: Poecilia latipinna (sailfin molly)
Lineage: Eukaryota; Metazoa; Chordata; Actinopteri; Cyprinodontiformes; Poeciliidae
Product: SLAM family member 9-like
Exons: 4
Coding region: 9-830 (273 amino acids)
Source: RefSeq, a predicted model, not a curated record
CAGCACCAAUGCUGACGGUUUCACUACAAUGCAGAACAACAUCAGGUGGAGCAGAAAUGGCAGCGCGCUCAGCAGUGACAUGCUGCUCAGUUUACCUCACAGCAGUUCUGCUGUGCUACGUUUGUGCAAAAGAGGAAAAGAAAAUUGUAAAAGCAAGAGAGAGAACGAAUGUCACGCUGCAGCCGGUAGAAAGCCAACACAACGCCCGGGUUGUGUGGACCUUCGGAGUUGAAAGCCCAAACAUCCGAAUAGCAUCAGCAAACCUGCGUAAAGAAGUGAAAUGUGACUAUGAGGAGAAGUUCAGAGCCAGACUUCUUCUUGACAGCCUCACCGGAGCUCUGACCGUCUCACAGCUGGAAACCAGCGACUCAGGCGUUUACCAGUUCCAGUCCAUCAGCAGCAAAAUCCUGAGCAGAGAUUUCCAUCUGACUGUCUACAGUUUCCUGCCUGCGCCGUCCAUUACCGUCAGGUCAUCUGUCGUUAACAGCAGCUCUGCUUCAGUCACCGUGGAGUGUUCAGUCCAGAACAGCAGGGAGCUGAAGCUCUCCUGGUACCGAGGGACGGAGAGACUGAAGCAAACCAGCAGUCCCAGUCUGCCCACUAUGCUGACGCUCUCUCUGGAGGUAGACGCCCCUGAUGGAGACGACUACAGCUGUGUGGCCGAAAACCCUGUAGAGAGGCAAACCACCAAACUGCUUACGAAGGACGUUCAGCUGGGAAAUGCAGAAAACAGCAGCUGGUGUCAGAAUGAAGCCACCGUCAGGCUGAUCGUUUCUGCAGGAAUUGCCUUGGUUUUGAUUCUUCUUCUGGUUGACUACAUCAGGUUCUGAGGAUGAACCAUGAACUAACGGCAUGGAAACCCAACACUCGCUGGUUCUCACACUGGAGCAGAGACAGUUCAUGCAUUCAAAGCUUGGUGAACUACAGUUUUUGUGUUAAAAGAAUCUAAGAAACAAACCCUGAGAGCACAAAUUACCACAGCAAAGUCUGUGAUGAACUGGACCCAGUACUGAUGCUCGACUGAAUGUAAGAAUGUAAUGGAUCUGCGAGUAAAGUUUUCACAUUCCCUGCGAUAUG